Messenger RNA from Schistosoma mattheei, 360 nucleotides. The record is from the annotation of a GenBank genome assembly. Lineage: Eukaryota; Metazoa; Platyhelminthes; Trematoda; Strigeidida; Schistosomatidae.
AUGAAUUUCAAGUUCAAGGAGACCCAUACCUUUGAGCAAAGACAACAGGACUCCUCAAAGAUAAAGGCCAAGUACCCUAAUAGAGUUCCGGUCGUCGUGGAACGUCAUCGUCAUUCACAAAUACCCGAUAUUGACAAACAUAAGUUUCUUGUUCCGGACGAUGUUACAGUUGCUCAGUUUAUGUGGAUCAUUCGAAAACGUAUUGAUAUCUCAUCAGAAAAAGCCCUCUUUCUUUUUGUUGAGAAGAAUAUGCCGCAAACAAGUGCUACAAUAGGUCAACUGUAUCAUAACUUUCACGAUGAUGAUGGUUUUCUAUACAUAAGCUACAGUGGGGAGAAUUCUUUCGGCUCCGGUUCAUAG